AUGCCUGUUCUGAAAGGCCUCUCGAGCAGUGUCAUCGUGAAGUUCAAGGCACAGGCCGUGAUGGGAGGCAUUCCUGUUUUGCGUCUCCUAUCGCAGCAGUGCAGUAAGCAGCAGGAAGAGGCCAGGGUGGUACUGCGUGUCAUAGUGAGCUCAUUACGUUACCUCUGCCGCACAGGCCAAGCUCUUCGAGGGCGAGGUAAAGGUGACGGAAAUUUGCUCGAUUUGCUCGAAGAGAGAUCCGAGAAUGUUCCGGCGCUUAAGACAUGGCUGACUAAGAGGGACAAAUGGAUCAGCGGGGACGUGCAGAAUGAACUUAUAGAGAUUAUGGCCCAUACUGUACAACGAGAGAUCGUAAAGGACGUGAAGUCCAGUCCGUUCUACGGCAUCAUCGCUGAAGGCACUACCGACAUAAAUGGUGACGAGCAGUUCACCUUUUGUGUGCGGUGGGUGCUGAGCGAGACGCUUGAAGUUCGAGAAGAGUAUCUAGGCAUGUAUAACGCGCCUGACAGCAGAGCCGACACGUUAUACUCGGCCAUCAAGGACAUGAUCUUGCGCCUCGGCCUUGACUUUCACUGCUUACGUGGCCACUGCUUUGAUGGGGCGGCGAAUAUGUCAGGCCGUUUUUCAGGAGUGCAGAAAAGAAUUGGGGACUCUGAGCCAAGGUCUCUAUACGUACACUGCAGCAAUCACUGCUUAGAUCUGGUACUGCAGGAGGCUAGCAGGAGCUGUGACAUAAUUGGAGACGCUCUCAGCACUGUUAAAGGCGUUUCCAAUGCGAUCCUUGACUCCAAGAAGCGCAAAAGUGUUUAUGCAGACGUAGUAAUUGCUACAGGAUGUGAGGCGGCUGUGGAGACCGGAUCAAGGCCGAACAACUUGCUUCCGCUUUGUCCAACGCGAUGGACCGUUAGAGUAAAGUCAAUGCAAAGGUUCGUUGAGAAAUACGCCAGAGUACAAGAGACACUCAAAGUGUUCUUGCAGACAGCAGAUUCAGUGACCACCAGCAGCAAGGCAAAUUUGAAGGGCUACGAAAGACUUUUGCAGAAAUUUGAAACGCUGCUAGGUAUCAACAUUUCCGUAGCAUUAUUCGGGCCUUGUGAAGAACUCGCAAGGGCUCUUCAGAGCUCCACAUAUCGCGCCGCAGGUGCGAAAGAGGCAGCAGAGGCUCUCUGCGAGGCGAUCUCCCGACUGCGCUCUGGAACCGCGUUUGACGAGUUGUGGGAGCACACGAGCACAACUGCAGCUCAACUAGGCCUGAAAGAGCCUCGUAUCUCAAGGCCUUCAAAACCGCCUAUGAGGUACGAGGCAACCGACAGGCCUGCUCAGCCAGUUGCACUUGACACUAAAGCCGCACUGCGCAAGGAGUAUUUCACUGCUGCCGACCGAGUCAUAAGCGAAACAAGGCAGCGCUUUCAGCAGCCUGGCAUGGAGCAGCUCGUAAAACUAGAAGACAUCUUAAUCAGUGCCGCUGGGGGACUUCAGUUUACAGCAGAUAAACUAGAGACGGCUUUGGGGGUGCAUGCAGUCGAUUUUGACCUUUGGUGA
Molecule: messenger RNA, 1542 nt
Organism: Ixodes scapularis (black-legged tick)
Lineage: Eukaryota; Metazoa; Arthropoda; Arachnida; Ixodida; Ixodidae
Product: zinc finger MYM-type protein 1-like
Exons: 2
Coding region: 1-1542 (513 amino acids)
Source: RefSeq, a predicted model, not a curated record